Molecule: messenger RNA, 654 nt
Organism: Mucor mucedo
Lineage: Eukaryota; Fungi; Mucoromycota; Mucoromycetes; Mucorales; Mucoraceae
Exons: 4
Biological process (GO): negative regulation of fatty acid biosynthetic process; double-strand break repair via homologous recombination; positive regulation of transcription by RNA polymerase II
Cellular component (GO): plasma membrane; BRCA1-BARD1 complex; BRCA1-A complex
Molecular function (GO): ubiquitin-protein transferase activity
Source: RefSeq, a predicted model, not a curated record
UUCUGCCCGCUCUGUAACCAUGAAGUUGACGCCGAAGAUUUAAAACCUUCCUUUUCCGUUCAAGCUAUUGUUGAAGAAUUCAAGAAAAUGAGAGAAGAGUUUGAAAAAGAACACGACCUAAACUUAUCUCAAGUACCCAUUCAAUACCUUUCGCAUCAAGAUACAGUGGAACAAGACACGCCUCAUCCAAGUUUUCGUGGAAUCGUCAAUAUCAGCGAUCAGUACUUGCUAGGUAUUCUUCAUGGAUGUUACAUAGUUGAUUCAUCAUGGCUCGAAAAGUGUUUGGAGAUGAAUGCAAUCUAUCCAGAGACAAGGUUUGAGAUUGCAGGCGAGGUCACUUUUGGAAGAACAGGUGCGCCUGCUAAAUCAAGAAAAAACAGAUUAGAGGGAAAGAAUCAAAAAUUGUUCAGAGGAUUUCGUGCCAAGCUUGCAACAGAUGAUGAAAUGAGCAAAAAAUAUGAAAAAUAUAUUAGAAUUGGAGGAGGCACAAUUGUCGGUCAUGGAGAGGUUAUUGUCUGUGAUGAGGAGAUGGACUCUGUGGAUGCAGAUGACUUACAUGAUCAGUUCCCGGGCGAAAAAUUGCUGUUUAAGGGUUGGAUUGAUGAGUGUAUCUGCACGUAUGAGCUUGUCAACAAAGAUAAAUAUGUUUUAUAA